This is a messenger RNA of Leptopilina heterotoma, 3328 nucleotides long. RefSeq names its product serine/arginine repetitive matrix protein 2-like. The record is from RefSeq and is a predicted model, not a curated record. The transcript is spliced from 7 exons. Lineage: Eukaryota; Metazoa; Arthropoda; Insecta; Hymenoptera; Figitidae. The coding region runs from base 211 to 2883 and encodes 890 amino acids.
AUACUUAAUGCAAAGAACUUAACCAAACCAAACCAGAAAUAUGGUCUCUAAAGUUAUUAAAAUUAAAGUUUUGAUUUAAGAAGAAAGAUUAUUCGGAAGUUUCUGAAAGAGCUCCCAUAACAAGACUGUAAAAUAUUAAUUUAUUAUACCAUAUUUUCCAAUUUUGCUUUAAACUCAGAUUAUCUUUGAAAACAUUUUUACGAAAACAGAAUGGAGGGCAAAGAGGAAAAUGGUGUGAGUGUUGUUGAGGAGUCUAGCAGCGAAAAUCGUGAAAAAUCUAAAAUGAAAGGUGCUCGGGACAACGAAAAAAUCAAUUUACUUGUCAGUAAAUUUGGAGAUAAUCAAGAUGAUGAAAAUGAAGAUGUCAAUGAUGAGGAUUUUAUGAACGAAAUGGACGUGGUUGAUGCUUGGGAAGGUGAUGAAGACCGUUUAAAUGAUGACACAAAACGAGGGAAUCAUCCUAGAGAACGAGAAAAAAAACUCACAUCUAGGGAACGACGUAGACUUGAAAGAAGAGCGGAGAGUCGAGAAAGAGAGAGACUCAGAAAAGAAGAGAAGAAACGAGAACCAAUUCGUCGUGAUCCACAGAAGAGCAAUAAAGAUAUUGAACGAGACAAGAUUCGUGCGAAAAAAGACUCUGAGAGUAAGCUCCUGGCCGAGAAGGAAAGAGCGAUAAAGCAUAUUUUAGAUUCAGAUGAAGUGGUCCCACCGGGAACGGAAGAAGAUGCUAUUGAGAGUAUAGUUGAGAAGCAAACCCAGGAAACGAUUCUACGUCGAAAGAGCUUGGAACGGUUCAAGAUUAGUCCUACAAGACGAAGAAGAGUGAGUCCAUAUCGCGUUCGAAGAAGUCCCUAUCUAUUGAGCCCGGAGAGAAGAAGAAUUUCACAGCAUCGUAGAAGUCCACUCAUUCUUAGUCCGGAGCGUCGCCGAAGUCCUGAUAGACGUAGAAAGCCAAGUUGGGAUCGUCGGAACAGCACAGAAAGAAAGUGGAGCAUCGAACGGCAGAAACGACGAUUGGAACAACGCGAUCGUGAAUUCAAGAUGUCGAAUCGAAGGAGCCGAUCUCGUGAUCGUCAUCGAAGUUCCAGCAUUGAACGUCGCAAAAGAUACAGUCGAUCACCGCGACGUCGAAGUCACAGUCGCAGCAGAUCUCCGGACCGACGCAGAAAACGCUCGCCAUUCAUCAAUGAAAUUGCAAGGCAAUUGAGAAACGAAAUGGAAGUCGCAUCCACUCUAAACAGAUAUUCGGGACCGGUAAAUGUGUCAUCUUCAUCUUUUCACAUUGAUUCUUCUCAGUCGAGACUACCUUUGUUGCCAAACCCAAAUUUCACACCACAGGGGCCAGUAAUUGCUGGGCCUUCGUCAAUGCCAAGCGCAAUCGGACCACCGGGAAUAAACGCGCCACCUGGAAUGCCGGGGGGAGCGCCUCUCACUCGAUCAGCGCCAUUCAUGAACUUCGAUUUACUACCGCCUGGACCGAUCAUCAACUUUGAGCCGCCCAUGCCAGUGCAUUUGCGUCCACCGCCUGACUUCGCACCACCAUUCGGACCGCCUGUUCCACACGGACCACCACCGCCUGGACAACUCAUUUUGGGUCCCCCGGGUCUGCCUCUACCAGUUCCUUCACCGCAACCCGUUCCUGCUCCAGGGAUUUCGGAACCACCUUCUGUUUACAAUUCACUGCGGCAGCCUAUGUCGCAAAUUUCAUCAAAUCAAAAUCUUUUGGAGACUAAUAAGAAUCCUAUUAAUUCUUCACAUAAUUCUUCACAGCAGACAACUUAUCACGAUUGCAGACCAUCCUCACCUUAUAACAUUCACGAGAUGACGCAGGAUGAACGUUUGAAAACGCCAGAACCACCUGUUAUUUCAAAAUCCAAACGAUUUGAAAAGACCAGCUUAUCUAGUCUCUUGGAAGCAUCAGUAUCUACAAAAGAUUCGAAAAAUUCUUCAGUUUUAUAUCCAGGAUUCCGACCUGAAAUUCUCCGCCAUUGUGAAUACGCUUUACGAGAUUUGCCAUCAGAAGAUCCACGCUUGAAGAUGAAGGGCAGGUUCUUCUUCGACCCGAGCAAAGAAUCCACUGCAAAUGAAACUGCCGAAGAAGCUUCGAAUUCCAUUCUCCUUCGCAAGGGUAAAAAUAAAAUUGACUGGGAAGAUUUGGAGGAGUCUCUGCCUUCAUCAAAGUCGUCUGUUCAAAUGCAUCAGAAAAUCUGCCAAACGGAACAAGUGGAAACAGCGUCAAUGGGUGUCCAGGCAAGUGUGAGCGUCGCCCACAUUGGAAUUCAAGUCUAUUCCAGUGACAUUCAUCAACCGUUUUCUCAGCCGGAGAAAAGGCCACUCACUGACCGCUUGGAUUGGAGCAUGCGAGAGACAUACGAUUACUCCAGUAAAAUGAGAGACUCCGAGGAUUUACGAUGGAGCUUGAGCAGCUCUCAAAAGCGAACUCCUUGGGGACGUGCCAUUUCCCCUGAACGACCAUUUCAAUCAUUAAACGAGCACAAUUUAGGUCCGAGUUCUAGUUUGAGCUCAAAUAUAAGUCAAUCUGUUGAACAUUCCCGGAAUUUUAAUUCAGAAUUGCCCACUAGAGAUAAUUUCACGAGGCCUGGAAAUUAUGCUCAUACAAUGAAUCGUAAUUUUGACGAGAGAAUUAAUUAUCGAGAAGAGAGAGGAAACUUUCGCGAAGAGAUGUCUGACGAAAUUCGAGGCGCCAGUCCCAUGGCCAUGGAUGAUCCACCCGAAGAUUUAGACUUGGAGCAUGAAAAUUUCUCGAGGGAGUCCAUUGGAUCGAGUAAAGCAGCGCUUUUCUUCAAAUCACGUGCACCACGCGAAAUACCGUUAGGAGGACGACCACCUGCCAGAGGAAAUUUUCGCGGUAAAUAUUGGUAAAGAGAUCGGCAAAAAAUAUUUUUUUCCCCUUUUUUUAAGUCUUUAGUUAGUAACUAAAUUUAAUCACCAAAGCUACAAUAUGUUGAGCUUAAGUCUUGAAAAACUUAUUAUAUCGGAUAAUAAACACUUUUGUAAACUCUUGUUGAGAGAGUACAACUUUCUGCAUAAUAAUUUAAAGCAAUGAUUUUACAACUUCUUAUCAUGUGUAUAGGCGGAAAGUUAUAACGUUUUCACAUUUUUUUUUCUUCUCUUUAUAUUUCUUAAUCUUUCAUGUAAGUUCCUCUUGAUUUUGUAUUAUUAACAGUAUAAUAGAAAAAAGUGUCACUAUUAUUAUUUAAGAAAUAUUAUACUGCAUGUACAUGGAAGAGAGAAAAACAAUUAUAUACAAUUCUUUAUGUGUAUAUUAACAAGUAUAAAUAAUAAAUUUUCAACAAUCGUUAAAGUA